Gossypium raimondii (Peruvian cotton) is the source of this 575-nucleotide messenger RNA. Its product is annotated as protein RALF-like 19. The transcript has a single exon. The record is from RefSeq and is a predicted model, not a curated record. Lineage: Eukaryota; Viridiplantae; Streptophyta; Magnoliopsida; Malvales; Malvaceae. Bases 80 to 427 code for a protein of 115 amino acids.
GUCCCUUUCCUUCUACUGGACAAGUUUAAACGAUUCUCAUACAUUUAUUUUCAUUUUUGUCUUUUCUCAAGUUUUCGAAAUGGGGUCCAAGGUCUGGCAUAUGUUCCUUCUCUUUGCCUUGGCAAUGGUGGCUGAAUGCGCCAAAUUUGACGAGGUCAAUUCGGGUAUUCACCAUCGGGACAACAACAGUCGAGAUUCGUGCAUUGGCGAGCACUGCAACAUUAAAGAUGAAAUAUUCAUGGAUUCCGAGACAAAUAUUCGACUACUUGCUGCAAGAAGAUACAUUUCAUAUGAAGCACUUAAGAGAAACAAUGUCCCGUGCUCCCAACAAGGACGAUCUUACUACGAAUGUUCCACUGGGGAACAGGUCAACCCUUACACUCGUGGUUGCACUUACGCAACACGUUGCAGAAGGUACACUGCUUAGUUAAAAAUAUAUCCUAUCACUGAUAAUCAAAUUUGUAAACAUAAUAUAUAAAUAUAUAUAUAAAUAUAAAAGGAUAUGGAGUUGUAAAGCUUCCAAUAGUUCUUAUCUAUAUCUCCUUCGAUUUCUUAUUAAUUUCUUUCUUGUUUAA